This is a messenger RNA of Pichia membranifaciens NRRL Y-2026, 559 nucleotides long. RefSeq lists its product as hypothetical. Gene Ontology annotation, molecular function: structural constituent of ribosome; rRNA binding. The transcript has 2 exons. NCBI's taxonomy places the organism in Eukaryota, Fungi, Ascomycota, Pichiomycetes, Pichiales, Pichiaceae. The record is from RefSeq and is a predicted model, not a curated record. Gene Ontology annotation, cellular component: ribosome; cytosolic large ribosomal subunit. Gene Ontology annotation, biological process: ribosomal large subunit assembly; translation. The coding region runs from base 48 to 476 and encodes 142 amino acids.
AGGCCAUCUUGAUUUAGACCUUUCUCCAGACUUAAUCUCCAGACAAAAUGGCUUCUUCUACUGCUAAGGCUCAAUCUGCAAAGAAAUCCGCUCUUAAGGGUGCUAACUCUUCCAAGGCUGUCAAGGUCAGAACCUCCACUACCUUCAGACUUCCAAAGACCUUGAAGUUGGCAAGAUCUCCAAAGUACACCAAGUCUGUUCCACACUACAACAGAUUGGACUCAUACAAGGUCAUUCAACAACCAAUCACAUCCGAAACCGCAACCAAGAAGGUUGAAGACAGCAACACUUUGGUUUUCCAAGUUGACAUCAAGUCCAACAAGUACCAAAUCAAGCAAGCCGUCAAGGAAUUGUACGAAGUUGAGGUUGCUAAGGUCAACACUUUGAUCAGACCAAACGGUACCAAGAAGGCUUACGUCAGAUUGACUGCUGACUACGAUGCUUUAGACAUUGCUAACAAGAUCGGUUACAUCUAAUGGUGUAUAUAAAUAGAUAAAAUCAUUUGUAUAUCAAACUUAUUUAACUGGGUUUAAUUAUUUGCUUAAUAACACUAUUCUUG